GACGUUGCUGCCCGGGAAUGGUGCGGACGGGAACCUCCAACUUCAGUCUUGGCCUCCUGCGCCUGUUUAUCCUGCCAGUCUGGCUUGCAGCAGGUUGCAGACAUGUGCUCUGUCUUUUCUACACUUUCUCCAUCAUAUCUCCGGCCAGGCCUGGACAACCAUGGUAUAAGAUUGAAGGUCAGAUCAAUGGAAGCCCGUUUGUCUACUAUGACUCUCAGAGCAAGGAGCUCAAACCUGUUGGUCGUCUGGGGUUGCAGCUGAAGGACAUCCCAUUUUGGGAGAGACAGAAGGAAACUCUGGAAGACUCGUGCAAUGAGCUCAAAACGAAACCCCUCAAGAUCAGAGCAGAGACUUCCAGUAACAGAGAUUUUCGUACCCUGCAGGGCAGGCUGACAUGUGAGCGUGGGGCCAACAGAGAGCACAGAAGUUUCUGGUGGUUUCACCUCAAUGAGCAGAUAACCUCCGACUUUAAACUGGAGAACAGAAAGUGGACAGUGGAUCAUUCCGGAGACCAACGGUUAAAGGUCAUGUUGGACAGUGACAGAGAGCUGACUGAGUUCCUCAUGAGGGUCUCAGAUGGAGACUGUAUGAGCUGGCUUCAGCAAAUAUCAGAGCACUUGGAGGAAAUGCGGGAGACAACAGUGCCACCAACCACACAGCCAGACACGGUCCAGGUCCGGGCCAGGGCCAGGGCCAUCGGAUCCAGCACCUGGAUCCUCGCCCUGUUCCUCAGCUGUGCAGCCAUAACUGCCAUCCACAUUGGAGUCCUUUAGAGGGACAGGCUGCCGAAGCUACCAAGAAGCCCCUUAGUGUGGGGACCAGCUCAGCGACUCUGCCUUUGGAUGAACUGCUGUUCAUUUUUAGACAACCACUUCUGAGGUUACAAAUCCAGAGACCUCAGUCCGACCGCAUGCUGCAGCACGUGGAACCUCCCACGUCCCUUCUUGCAUUUCAUGGCUCUCCCGUUGGGCACUUUCCCUUGGCAUAUCAUAUUCUGCGUUCUCUUGGUCCUAGGUGAUGGUAUUAUAGUGCUAAACUGUUUAAAUGCUUGACCAAGAAAUCUCAAUGAAGAAAAUGUUUUCUGUCUUGUCCUUCGGUUGUGCAAUAUCAGAUUGUUCUCUGUAAGAGGACCAUGUUCCUGUGAACAGUAUAGCCAAAGAGAUACUGUUUGAAGUUACAGAAUCUCAGGGAUUUCUUUCCCUGAAAUGUACUGAGAAACAACCUCAUUGAGUUUUAAACCUAAUAGCACUAUAUAUAUGUUUUCUUCAGUAAAUUAUGUCCAUGUAUGUACAUAUAUUUAAAUAAAUAUUAUCUCUUUUUUAAAAAUUUAA
This is a messenger RNA of Ailuropoda melanoleuca (giant panda), 1331 nucleotides long. Its product is annotated as UL16-binding protein 1. Gene Ontology annotation, cellular component: external side of plasma membrane. Gene Ontology annotation, biological process: immune response; positive regulation of T cell mediated cytotoxicity; antigen processing and presentation of endogenous peptide antigen via MHC class Ib. The record is from RefSeq and is a predicted model, not a curated record. The transcript has 5 exons. NCBI's taxonomy places the organism in Eukaryota, Metazoa, Chordata, Mammalia, Carnivora, Ursidae. The coding region runs from base 18 to 773 and encodes 251 amino acids.